CAGCUUCAUUAUGGGGUUUAACGUAUUGUUCAUUGUGCUAGGCGUGACUUUGUCGUUUUUUCUCCUAGCUAUACUACGCAAGUACUUGAUUGUACCAAAAGCGAAUUGGAAGCAAACUAUAGAAAAUGUCAUAUCCAAAGGUACCGGGAAUUCGCCAGUGGCCAUAGAUGCUGGACUCAGACGUUCAAGUUAUAGACGGAGAUUGAUCAUUGCCAGUGACAAACCAAGUCAUUAUUCAAAUCAUUUAUCUAACAAAAUCACAAUUCCUGCUUCAGAUCAAAAUGAAAAAUUUGUUGCCAAAUUAGAGCCUAGUGCAAGGCAGCAAGAAAGACGUGUUCUUUAUGGAUUCUUUCACCCAUAUGCUAAUAAUGGUGGUGGUGGAGAACGUGUACUUUGGCAAGCAGUGAAAUCUACUUUGGAGCAAAGUGAGAAUAAUAUAGUCGUGAUUUACACUACGAAUGUUGAGGCUUCCCCUGAAGCAAUUGUUGACAAGGUUGAAUCCAAGUUCAAAAUAUCGGUGGAUAAAUCAAGAAUAGUGCUCAUUUACUUGUCUAGAUUUGCUUCACUAAUUGAUUCCAAUUAUUGGAAACAUUUUACAUUGUUGGGCCAACUAGUAGGAACUAUGUUAUUAACAUGGGAAGCAAUUAAUGAAUUGUCGCCUGAUGUUUGGAUUGACACUAUGGGAUUACCCAGUAGUUAUUUGUUGAUUUAUUAUAUUUUAAAGAUCCCGAUUUUAACCUAUACACAUUAUCCUAUAAUUCAAGAAGAUAUGUUUGGUAAGUUAAAGUUUUCAAAUAUGACUGUGUGUGAUAUCAGAUCGUUAAGUGAUGUUAAACUGGCUAUAAAAUUUAUGUAUUGGUCGGGAUUGUAUUAUUUUUAUAAAUACUUGGGAAGUUUGGUUGAUAUCAUUUUAGCCAACGGAACUUGGACGUUUAACCAUUUGGAGAAGAUUUGGUAUAAUCCGAAAUUGGGACAUCAAUUACAGAUUUUAUACCCACCUUGUGGGACCGAAGAAACAGAAACAACAUUGGAUCCUAGUUUGCGUGAGAAUAAAAUGGUAUACUUGGCGCAAUUUAGGCCGGAAAAGAGGCAUGAAGUGAUUCUUAACGAAUACAAUCAGUUCCUUAAAAAGAACUAUCCAGAAGUAACUGAACCCACACCAGAAAUCCCCACCAUUGUGUUUGUAGGUUCGUGUCGAACUCUGGACGAUACAGCUACAUUAACUAAACUUAAAACACAAGUUGAAAAAUUGAAUUUACAAAAGUUUGUUGAGUUUGCUGUGGAUGUAAGCUAUAAAGAAGUGAUUAUGUGGUUGCAAAAAUGUCAAUUUGGUUUGAAUGCCAUGUGGAAUGAGCAUUUUGGAAUAGGUGUAGUGGAAUAUAUGGCCAAUGGUGCUAUUCCUAUAGUGCAUGCAUCUGCAGGACCGUUGUUGGAUAUUGUCACUAAUCCCGGUGCCGAAGGCGAGAACAAGGUGUGGUAUAAUGAUGUAGGAUUCUUUUUCAAGUGUUUUGAAGAUCCGGAUUUGGAUCCACUGAUUCAGUCAGGCAGUGGGACUCGUGUAAAUUUCAAAUCACGAGAUGGACAAGUAGUAGAGUAUCCUACAUUUAGUCAGAUGUUGACAGAUCUAUACUUGAGUUUCCCUGACUUGGUCAAGGAUGAGAGAUUGGGCAAAGUCAGAACUGCAGGGAGACUACUGGUUAUAGAAAGGUUUUCUAACCUGGCGUUCGAUGUGAAAUGGAAGACAUGUCUCGAAAAGCUAGCCCAGUUAGAAUCAAAGUAUAGACAAGAGAGAUGACACGAUGGCCAACGCUAUUACUAAGUCUGUGUCGAUUAUGUAUAGAAGAUAAUCUGUAUAGAAGAUAAUAAUAGAAGUAAACAACACGCGGUCGUGC
Spathaspora passalidarum NRRL Y-27907 is the source of this 1892-nucleotide messenger RNA. RefSeq names its product alpha-1,2-mannosyltransferase (gene ALG11). The record is from RefSeq and is a predicted model, not a curated record. Gene Ontology annotation, cellular component: endoplasmic reticulum membrane. Gene Ontology annotation, molecular function: GDP-Man:Man(3)GlcNAc(2)-PP-Dol alpha-1,2-mannosyltransferase activity. Bases 797 to 1795 code for a protein of 332 amino acids. The transcript has a single exon. Lineage: Eukaryota; Fungi; Ascomycota; Pichiomycetes; Serinales; Debaryomycetaceae. Gene Ontology annotation, biological process: protein N-linked glycosylation.